UGUACGAUCCUACGCCGAGUGCGGUUGAAGUGCUGUUGUUCACUAUACGUUGCGAUUAAUUUUUCGGUAUUUUUUUUUUGUACUAAUCGCUCGCUUUAAAUCGAAUUUGUAUUGUGUGUAAAUGUGAAAUAACGAAAAUUGUAGUGAAGUUUUAUUACAAAAAUAGUUGAAAGAAUAAAGUGAAGAGCAAAUAUUAUGUAUUAAACAAAUAUUAAGAAUACUUGAGGCGUAGAAAAUUAGAUUAAAACAACAAAAAUAAACCGCAUCGCGCCGAUCGAAUCAGCCGACCCGAGCACUCACAUACAAUCGUCUCUCGAUGAACUAAACAAUUGAAGCCAAACGGCAUCACAAUCAAUGCAAACGCAAAUGUUCAUUACAUAUAUGUAGUGUAUAAACAACAAUAAUAACCGCCACCACCACCACCGCAACAACAACAAAAAACCAACACCAAUAAUAUCAUCAGCAACUACUAGCUACCACCACACCAACUUGGUGGAGACCCCCUGACAUUUUCAUUUCUAUUUCCUAGGCUGUUGUGGCAUAGUGUGGAUUUUGUUUUAUUUAUUGUUUUUAUACCAAACGAAUACAUACAUAAAUACAUAUGCAUGUAUGUAACUACAUCCAAUACCAUUAUCUCUAGCGACAACAACACCAGCUGCAUAGAAAGCCUAAACUACAGCUCAAGAAUCGACAAGAUUGGCUGGGGUAUCGAGGAAAUUAUAGGAGCCCAACCACAACGCGCCGUGACGAAGCCAUCAUAUGGUCGUUUUGCGCUGAAUUUAUGGGUAAAAUGUAUAAGUGAAUCUUCUGCUUUGCCUUAUCGCAACGCCCACCAGCCAUAAACAGAACAAAAUGUCCGCCAUAUUAUAUACUCAGGACUCUGAACAGGAACAUCAUAAGACACAUGAACUCCAACUGGAUAAAGACACAUUUGAGAAUGAUUCCUGUAACGGCAUUAGCGAUGAGCAAUUAAGUGGCCACAAUGAUGGAUCUGCAGUCAGCCUAGAACUGCCGUCAAGUAUACCAAGCACCUCUAGCACUGAGAGACAUCUUAACGAUUCCUUAAAAUUAACUCAUCCCAUGUCUACACAAUUGGAGAGUGAUUGCGAUGCGCUGUUGGAAAGCAAAAUGGCAGCGUUAGACUUGCAUGAAGGUGGUAGCAGCCAUUGUGAUGGCGGAAGUGAUAGUGGGCUGGAUACAGCGACCACAAAGUCUGCAAUGACUGGCGUUGUAGGCGGCGACAGCAACAGCAACAGCAACAGCAACAGCAACGACAGCAGCAGUGCCACUAAGAACAUUUCACUGCAACGUGCGUUGAGCAGCAAUAGCGGUGGUUAUGCGAGCAGCUCGGGUGGGCUGGAUGAAGUCAUCCAUCAGACGACAGCGUUGACGAUGACAAGCACUGCUGUCGUUCAAGGACUAAAUCUAUCUGGCAACUCUAGCUUGCUUAGUUGCGGCUCGGACGCGGUAAGCGCUGAGUUGGCCACAAGUAUUGCCACUUAUGGCGCUGUGUCUUCUGCCACACAGAGCUUUGAGUGCUAUAGUGAAAAUGGCAGCGAGAGUUCGUCGAUGUUGGGUGGCGCCACUGUUGCAACAACGCCUGUGCGACGCUCGAACAGUGUUAAGACCAAAGUGCGUGUAUUUGAAUCCAGCCGCGGUGGUUUUGCCACGCCAAUGUCGCGAAGCAUGCGCGAGCGUGAUUGCAGCAGCACGCCGAUAUCCACAAACUCGACUUCUAGCAGCGCUUAUUUACACACUGGCAGUGCGACCACACCGCGUGCCCGCCCGGUGGGUGUAAAACGCACAUCAUCUUUGUCGCGCCACGUACCUGCAACAGCUGCGACAUCAGCACAACGUCAAACAGACAAGCAACCGUUGACCACUAGUGGAACCAGCAACUACAACAGUAAGACUUUAAUGGCAGCGCCAACUUCUACGUUGCGCUCCAGUACGGCGCGCACCACAAAACCGCAAAAGCCAGAUUCCUUGCCGAACGCACUCAGCCGUACUCAAUCCAUGAGCAUGCAGCGGUUGGUGCAGCGUACACCAUCGUUAAGUCGAGCGCGCACACCAUGUACGCCUUCAGAGGACGGCCGUUGGCCUGGCAACACUACGCGCACCUCCAGUGUUGGCGUAGGUGCAGCCAAGCGCGGUGUAUCUGUGACGCCUGAUUUGAUGUCACUAAAAAUGCGUUCCUCGAACAUGAUGGCAUCGAUGGAGGUGAAGUCGUCGACCAGCUCGAAUGCCAACUCAAAUCCUUAUAGCACGCUACCGCGUCGGCGCAAACAAAAAUCUGUAGAAGACUUAACAGCGGCACAUGAGUCGCGCAGUAGUUCAAUAACACGCGAUGCGCGCAUGACUACGUCCGUAAUGGCAGGCACGCGCAGGAAUCUAGUCAGCGCGUUUGGCGCAUCGACACCACAAAGCAACCAAGCGCGCUCACUUAUGCACACGCGCAAAACACCCGCGCAACCGCCUAAAACGCGCAUAUACCAUGAGACCAGUGUACAAACAGCGCUCACCGGCGAAGAUUUGGAAAAUGUGUUUGCGGGACGCGAGGCAGCAACGCGUGCCAUAGAUGCUGUCGACCAACAGGAGCAGACCACACAGACUGAUAUGCGCGACGCUGAAUUGGAGCGAUUGCGAGAUGAAGUGCGACAAUUAGCGCAGCGUGAGCACGAGCUCAGCGUGAAGCUGCAACAUGAACGUGAAGAGAAACUAGCAACACAGCGUGAGCUGCACUUGAAUACGGAACGUGUGAUGAGCAUGCUGGAAAUGGCGCGAAUUGCGGGCCGUAGAUGUGGUCGCACUGGCGGUAGCGUUAGCGGCAUAAGUCUGGAUGGUGACGCUACUACGCCAACGUCGGAUGAAGGUAGUGGAAGUGGGCACGAUAGUUUGCUUAUGCUGGAGUCACAGAUACAAAUUAGUGGCCAUGAGUUGAUCGAGCGUCAACACGAAAUCGGACAGCUGCGUCAGCUAUGCCGGACGCUACAAUUAGAAAUGGAGCGCUCGUUGGCGGCACAAGAAUGUCUAUUGCAAGAGAAGGCUGCUAUCGAGCAGGAGUCGAGCGAAUUGCAAGACUUUCUACAACACGAAAAAACAACGCUGCAUGAUGCACUAAAAGAACUCGAGCAUGAGCAUCAAGCCUGUAAGCAACAGCUGGCGGGGCGCGAAGAGGAGGUGAAAGUUUUGCGCGAUGAAUGUCGGCAUCUAGUGCGGCUUAAUGAGCAGCGAAGACAAGAGAAUCGCAUGCUACAAUCCAAAUAUGCAGCGCUAGAAAAUAAAUCCAAGGAAAUGAUGAUGCAGCAAAAUUAUUCGGUUUCAGGCGCCUCUGCUGCGUUGUCGGGCUUGCAUUCGCGUUUGGAUAGUUUAGUUGAACAAUUGGUCUCUACCUACAACAUAACUGAGCAUGACCUAGAG
This is a messenger RNA of Rhagoletis pomonella (apple maggot), 3420 nucleotides long. RefSeq lists its product as uncharacterized. The record is from RefSeq and is a predicted model, not a curated record. Lineage: Eukaryota; Metazoa; Arthropoda; Insecta; Diptera; Tephritidae.